Molecule: messenger RNA, 3856 nt
Organism: Dipodomys ordii (Ord's kangaroo rat)
Lineage: Eukaryota; Metazoa; Chordata; Mammalia; Rodentia; Heteromyidae
Gene: Nek7
Product: NIMA-related kinase 7
Exons: 10
Coding region: 196-1104 (302 amino acids)
Biological process (GO): protein phosphorylation
Molecular function (GO): protein kinase activity; ATP binding
Source: RefSeq, a predicted model, not a curated record
ACGCCUCUGUUUCCCCGAUGUCACUGCUCUUGAACCCACCACCCUCCUCCUGAAACUUCAUGGUAGGAAACCAAGCUGGGCAGCAAACUAGGGUCUGUGACUGCUCGGGGUUUCACUCCGAAAUUAUCUGAAGACGAAAACCUAGAAACUGCGGAGGCCAGAUGCAUAGAUCCAAAGUUACUGUUGCUGCAGACCAUGGAUGAGAAAUCACAAGGAAUGCAAGGGCCACCUGUUCCCCAGUUCCAACCACAGAAGGCCUUACGACCAGAUAUGGGCUAUAAUACAUUAGCCAACUUUCGAAUAGAGAAGAAAAUUGGUCGUGGACAAUUUAGUGAAGUUUACAGAGCAUCCUGUCUCUUGGAUGGAGUACCAGUAGCUUUAAAGAAAGUGCAGAUAUUUGAUUUAAUGGAUGCCAAAGCACGUGCUGAUUGCAUCAAGGAAAUAGAUCUGCUUAAGCAACUCAACCAUCCAAAUGUAAUUAAAUAUUACGCAUCAUUCAUUGAAGAUAAUGAACUCAACAUAGUUUUGGAAUUAGCAGAUGCUGGUGAUCUCUCCAGAAUGAUAAAGCACUUUAAGAAACAGAAGAGGCUGAUUCCUGAGAGAACUGUCUGGAAAUACUUUGUGCAGCUGUGCAGUGCACUGGAACACAUGCAUUCUCGGAGAGUCAUGCACAGAGACAUAAAACCAGCUAACGUGUUCAUCACAGCCACUGGGGUGGUGAAGCUGGGAGAUCUCGGGCUCGGUCGGUUUUUCAGCUCCAAAACCACAGCUGCGCAUUCUUUAGUGGGUACCCCUUAUUACAUGUCUCCAGAGAGAAUACAUGAAAAUGGAUACAACUUCAAGUCUGACAUCUGGUCUCUUGGCUGCCUUCUGUAUGAGAUGGCUGCACUACAGAGUCCUUUCUAUGGUGACAAGAUGAAUUUAUACUCACUGUGUAAGAAGAUAGAGCAGUGCGACUACCCGCCUCUGCCUUCAGAUCACUACUCAGAGGAACUCCGACAGUUAGUUAACAUAUGCAUCAACCCGGACCCGGAGAAGCGGCCAGACGUCACCUACGUGUAUGACGUGGCCAAGAGGAUGCACGCGUGCACCGCGAGCAGCUGAGCGUGUGGCUCAUGAGGAACGUAACCAAGACAACUUCAAGUAUUUGUGCAAAUCAUACCUCCCCGUGUUUGUCUGCGUGUCAAGAUUCAUCCUUCAGAGUUAACGUGCUUCGAAUCCUUAACCAGUUUUCAGAUAAGCUUCAUUUUGUACCAAUCUGUAUCACCUUCUGGUAAACCCCAAAAUGGCUUCUGGAUGAUCAGAUUGCAUGGUAGAAAGUUAAGAGAAAGAAGAUAGUGUUUUGUGCCUAAAAGUUUUUUAGCAUUACUUGCCUUUUUCUGGUGGUAAAUUGUGUGGAGAUAGACCAUCAGUGCCAAAUAGGGAAGGUGCAUUUUGGCCUUGCCCGGAGAGAUUGGAAAGCUGAGGAAAAGGGUCUGAAUGCCUGACUCCAUUGCUUUGUAGUUGCUCAUGGACAUUGAGAUAAACUUAAUUAUGAGCAUGUGUGAAUCUUCUUCUGAGUUCGAAGUAUGUGUUUUUAGGGCUUAGCACUUAGCUUUUAAAUAUACUUCUUUUGCUAAAUAUAAACAAACUAUUUGAGAACCAUUAAAAAUUUUUAGUUUAUACAUUCAAAGUGCAACUAUUAAAUGUGAAAAAAUUUGGGGGUAAAAUGUGAGUCAGACACUGAAGAGUCCUUUAAUCACUUCAGUCUUAGCAUUUAAAUGGUACAAAUGAAUCCGUUUAAAAAGUGGUUAAGGAUCCAUUUGGCUGGUGUGAUAGUAAUUUUUAAGUUACACAUUGCCUAAGGCCUUUUCUGUGUGUUUUUAUUACGUUUGUACAUUUGAAAAAUAGUCUUUAAAUAAUCUUGCAGUACUAUAUUUCAAUUUCUCUAUGAGUCUAAAUGCAUUUUAAGUCAUACUUGUAUACAAUAAUGUAAGCAUAUGUUUUUAUUCAUAGAUUUUAUUGAAAUUCUGAUUCCUCUCCAUAGAAAGUUUUUAUAUUCUUCAGUUACUUUCUUAUUUAUAUUAUGUGUGCAUUUUAGCCAUUUAUGUUUCAGAUUUUCUGAGAACAUAAUGCCCAUCGAAAUUGAAAAUAUUUUUUAAACUUUUUAAAAUUUGGGUCACCCUGUAUGUCUGUAUUUUUGUCUUGUCCGAGAGGAAGCAAGGAUGUGUGUUCCCAUGUGCCUGUGAAUGUGGAUAGUCAUCAACAGUGAUUUUAGAAAAAGACACAGAGACUGGCCAUUACUAAUGGUAGCCAGCACUGUAAUGAGAAGAAGGCUUUUUGGCAAAGCUUUGAGUGAAGUACUGUGUUUGCGCCUGAAGACGAUGGGGAGGAGGAUGUUUAAUUUAGUUUAAGGAAACAGGCUGAGUAUAGUAAAUGCUGGAGCUGGGUUUUUCUGAGUGCCUUCAUGCCAUAGCCACCAGUCCCUCAGAGCUGUGAAACCCCAGGCCCGUGGCCGUCCCCGCGAAGGUCUGUGUGUGUCGCCAGCCCACCACAUCCUGGGCCAGGGCACCCUGCCAGCGGGGGGCCUGGUCUUCACAGAGCUCAUAUCAGCCGCCAUUACUGCAAGUGUUGUUUGUCCACGUAGUUUUGCAUUUCCGCUUGCUCUAAUGUGUAAACUUUAAGAAUGUAUAAAUGGCAAAAGGUAUAAAACCUUCUGUGUUUCACAGUUUUCCUGGUUCUAUAUGGAUAUCUGAAGGGUAAUUUUAUCUUGGACUAGGCAAAGGAAACCUGGCUGGUGUCUUUUAUGGAGCUGUUUACCCUAUUCUCAUGACUCGGAACCUUCUUACUGAGCGCCAGUAGAUUAUACCCGGAAGGAAGAACCAAUAGAAUUGUUUCAUGUUGACCAUAAUUGUCGUCAUUUUAAUAUAAUUGAGAGGAAAUGUCCCUUUUCUUUGUCUUGAAGAAUACAUGGAUGUAAAACUUAUUAGCUUCACCCUUCACAGAGACUUCUCAGUGGAGAUUUAAGCUAUGCUUCCCUUUUCUAUGAAGCUAGGUUCUACAAAGAAAUAGCCAGGGAAAAUUUAAUUGUCAGGGAAAUGUAUUACUAUUUUCUUCAAGUGGAAAUUUUUUGUUUCAGUUACUGUAUCUCCUUUUUAAUCAGAAUGUUCAUAUUUUCCCAAAGAAGCUAUGGUGUAAAACCAAAUUUAAUUUACAAUGGGAUCAUUUCAAAGAAUUAUGGAUGUGAUUAGCAGCUCUAGUCAUUGUAAUCACUGAUAAGACACUCUUUGUGUUUCUAAGUAAAUUUUACACUAAGUCAAACAUUUGAGCUGAUUGGAGAAGCAGUAGAUGGAAAGGUCAUCCUAUUCCAAACCUGGGUUAGACAUUGGUACCCAAAGACUUGGGGAGGUGUGAGGGACCGAGUCCUUUUCAUGGAGGUUGAGGAGUGGUGAGUGUAGGGUGUGUCCCAGUAUAAAUAAAGGGCUCAGAAGUGUGCAAUGAUUAUAAAUGUAGUAGGUACUAAAGCCACUCCCUGCAUGCUCCACCAUUCUGCAUAGGAGCUAUCACAUAACACCUUUCCUAUAGCCAUGUACUUCUGGUGUUGCUGUUGACACUUACUAUGAUAUUUAUUUAAACCAAAAUGUUGUCACCACAUUAAAUGUUUAUUCUUUAAAAUGAAUGUAUUGUUUAUAACCCACAAGCGCAUAAUUACUCUGUGCCUCAUAUUUCAAUAGUACUGUAAUACAAACUUCUUUUGUGAAAAACUUUUAUUUUGUUAAUGCUUUAAAUACACAUACAAAAAGAUUCUGUUGUUAGUUUUGAAACUGUACAAUAUCCUAAUAUAAAUUUAUAAAAAUAAAAGAUGCAUACUCUAGAA